Rubroshorea leprosula is the source of this 2054-nucleotide messenger RNA. NCBI's taxonomy places the organism in Eukaryota, Viridiplantae, Streptophyta, Magnoliopsida, Malvales, Dipterocarpaceae. The record is from the annotation of a GenBank genome assembly.
UGCGCUCACAAGCAAAGGUCCUCUGAGAAUGGUUCUUCUUUUUCGCAUCCUUUCCAGAUAGGCAUCUAUUCCUCAGAUCUGCUCAUAUUUUAGUGCUUUCUCCUCUAAUUUCGACAUGGAAACGUUUUCCGUUUUCCUUCUCUUCCGAUUUGGGUUCAAAGGGACGGUGACGAUUCAUCUCACAUAGGUCUCGUUCGUCGUAAAUGGCUAUCUCCGAUAGCCUUGCCGACCAUCCUGAUAUAUCACCACCCAUAUUCUGAGUCCCUCAAUUUUUUUUUUCUUCUAUUCAAAUCGGCCAAUGAUUUAAUUUUCUUUUACAUGACAAGCAUAUGUCUGAAAGCUUCAUGUUGAUUAGUCUAAUCUUCUCUAUGAGGCCGAUUAUUUUCAUCCUAUAUUUAAUUUAAUUUAAUUUUUAUUUUAAGUGUUUUAGUUAUGAAUUUGGUAUUCAGCCAAUGAUUAAAUCAUUUUGACAAGCAUAUGUCUGAAUCUUAAUAUGUUGUCUAAUGUAAUUCUAAUAUGAGGCUGAUUUUUAUUUUCAACAUUAUCUAAUAUAUUGCCUCUUUGUUUCUUUCUUUGUUUUAAGUUUGAUGAAUUUAAUUUUGUUUGUAGAUUUAGUGAAAUGAUGAUUAUUUGGUGUAGGGUCAUGUGAUGAUUUGAAUGCAUAGUUCAGCUGAUAAUCUCUGUGAUUAUUAAAAUUUCAUGUCUUUUGCUCCUAUCUGAUGACCCCUUUUUUGGAGCAUCAACAAUUUUUGUGAAUUUCCUGAUUAUUUUGUUGAGUUUGGAAAUGUGCUACCCCUUCCUGAUUUAUUUAUCACAAGAAUUAUGCCAUGAACCAAGCAUAGAGUGAUGCAGAGUUUUGUUUUUGAUUUAUAGCUUGAUUUUUUUUCGUUCUUUUAUUGAUUCAAGGAAUAGUCUGUCAGUUAUCCUAAAUUCAUCUGCUAUGCGACUGGCUUUGUCUGCUAAGAUUGAAAAUGCCAAAAUUGCGUCAAUGUUCUAUGUAAAUCCUCACUGAACUGGACCUUUCUGAACCAACAAUGGGGUUUUUAAUGGAUGUUUCAAAGAGUCUUUUCUAUUUUCUAGCUUUUUUUCUUUUUGUGAAGUCCCAAUGAGGAAGAAUUCCCAUUGAUAGGAAGUGCUGUAUGACACUUAAUUGGCAGUGGCAACUUGUAGGAAUACCCUGUUCCCAUCCACCAAUCUCUGCCCUCUGGUUUGUUUCCCUCUCUGGGUUCAUCUUCUUUGGGCUUGCUGAUUGGUCAGGAAUGGGUAGCCCUUACGUUAUUCCUCUCUUUGUGUGAUUUGAAACGGGUCUCUGGGGGUUUCUUUAUUAAAAUUUGGGUCCAAUGCCAUGUUGCUGUUAGCUAAAAGAGCUAUGACCGGCAAUGCUAUGAUUGGACCCAGAGCAAUCUCAAUGUUUUGCUUGCUGAUAGGAACCUGUGGAUCUGAAUCUUCGUGAUCUAUGGAGCCGUUUUUGGCGAUUACAUUUUCGUGGCUAAUCUUUUUUGAAAUUUUUGAGUGAAAAGAAAUAUAUUGUUGUUGAAGCCAAUGAGGAUAUAGAUGUUUUUAUAGUUGGAAUUACCGACUGAAAUAAUCUUUGAUGUCUAUUGACUCGUCUGAGGCUUGAAAUUUUUACUGCUUUCUAUUUUUUUGUGACUAUGAUUUCAAAAAUUUUCUAAUUAUAAACAAAUUUUUGUAAAUGCUAAAUUUAUUGAAGUCAUGGUUUUGACUUGCUUGAAGUUAUUUGUAGUUUGAUUGAAUUUUGUAGGCACGGGAUCAAUAAACCUGUUGUGAGAAGUCCUCAGAUUGACAUGUGAGACACUGCAUUGUGGAUUUUAUUCUGUGUUCUGGAAAUUAUAAUCAAACUGGUGGUUUGUUAUGAAGGGAGAAGGGGUGAAACCAUGGUUCAUUGGUGGGUAGGGCCAAUUUUAUUUAGGUCAUUAGUGUGUGUGUGUGUGUGUGUGUUUUAUUUGUGCCUUUGUAGAUAAUUGAGGAAGGGAUCAAGCAGGACCUUAUAUGAUUGAGUUGUGGUAUAAUUUGCAUAAAAUCUCCUGUGAAGU